AUGGCGUUGAAGAACGAGAAGAAGAUGACAAAGAGUUACUUCGAUGUUCUUGGAAUCUGCUGUACAUCGGAGGUUCCGCUGAUUGAGAAUAUCCUCAAAUCUCUAGACGGUGUCAAGGAAUAUUCCGUCAUCGUCCCGUCAAGGACCGUCAUCGUCGUCCAUGACAGCCUCAUCGUUUCCCAGUUCCACAUUGUUAAGGCACUGAAUCAAGCGAGGUUAGAAGCAAAUGUGAGGGUAACCGGAGAAACCAAUUUCAAAAACAAAUGGCCAAGUCCAUUCGCGGUGCUUUCCGGCGUGCUUCUCCUCCUUUCCUUCUUCAAAUAUCUUUACUCUCCUUUCCGUUGGCUCGCCGUUGCUGCCGUUGUCGCCGGAAUCUAUCCCAUACUGGCCAAAUCUGUCGCAGCUAUUGCAAGGUGUGCCAUCGACAUCAACAUUCUUGUUGUAAUAACCGUGGGAACAACACUCGCUAUGCAAGACUACACAGAAGCAGCAGCAGUUGUCUUCUUAUUCACAAUCGCUGAAUGGCUCCAAACAAGAGCUAGCUAUAAGGCAACCGCGGUGAUGCAGUCGCUGAUGAGCUUAGCUCCACAAAAGGCAGUGAUUGCAGAGACUGGAGAAGAAGUUGCAGUGGACGACCUCAAGAUCAACACAGUUAUAGCUGUCAAAGCUGGUGAAACCAUACCAAUUGAUGGAGUUGUUGUGGAUGGAAACUGUGAAGUUGAUGAGAAAACCUUAACCGGCGAAGCAUUCCCUGUGCCUAAACUGAAAGAUUCAACGGUUUGGGCUGGAACCAUCAAUCUAAAUGGUUACAUAACUGUGAAAACCACUGCUCUAGCUGAGGAUUGCGUGGUUGCAAAGAUGGCAAAGCUCGUAGAAGAAGCUCAAAACAGCAAAACCAAAACUCAGAGGUUUAUAGACGAAUGUUCUAAGUACUACACUCCAGCGAUCAUCCUAAUAUCACUCUGUUUUGCGGUGAUCCCACUAAUAUUAAAGGUUCACAACCCGAGACAUUGGCUUCACUUAGCACUCGUUGUGUUAGUAAGUGCUUGUCCUUGUGGACUUAUCCUCUCUACACCAGUAGCCUCUUUCUGUGCCCUCACUAAAGCAGCCACAUCUGGACUUCUGAUCAAAGGAGCUGAUUGUCUUGAGACCUUAGCCAAGAUUAAGACCGUUGCUUUCGACAAAACAGGAACCAUCACUAGAGGCGAGUUCGUCGUCAUGGACUUCAAGUCACUUUCCAGAGACAUAAGUCUUCACACCUUGCUUUACUGGGUAUCAAGCGCAGAGAGCAAGUCAAGCCAUCCAAUGGCAGCUGCACUUGUGGACUAUGCAAAGUCUGUCUCUGUUGAGCCUAAGCCUGAAGCGGUUGAGGACUACCAGAACUUCCCCGGAGAAGGAAUCUACGGGAAAGUUGAUGGCAAAGAUGUCUAUAUUGGUAACAAAAGGAUUGCUUCCAGAGCUGGUUGUUCAUCAGCUCCAGAUAUUGAUGUUGAUACAAAAGGAGGAAAGACUGUUGGAUAUGUCUAUGUUGGAGAGACACUAGCUGGAGUUUUCAAUCUCUCAGAUGCUUGUAGAUCCGGUGUAGCUCAAGCGAUGAAAGAGCUGAAAUCUAUGGGGAUCAAGACUGCGAUGCUUACCGGAGAUAAUCAAGCUGCAGCAAUGCAUGCUCAAGAACAGCUAGGGAAUGCUAUAGAUGUUGUGCAUGCGGAACUUCUUCCAGAAGGCAAAUCAGAAAUCAUCAAAGAGUUCAAGAGAGGAGGAGCAACGGCUAUGGUAGGAGACGGUUUGAAUGAUGCACCAGCUUUGGCUACUGCGGAUAUUGGUAUCUCAAUGGGCAUUUCCGGCUCUGCGCUUGCAACAGAGACCGGUGAUAUAAUUCUGAUGUCCAACGACAUCAGAAGAAUACCACAGGCGAUAAGGCUAGCCAAGAGAUCGAAGAAGAAAGUGGUGGAGAAUGUGGUCAUGUCCAUCACUAUGAAAGCAGCAAUUAUUGCUUUGGCAUUUGCUGGUCACCCGUUGAUUUGGGCAGCUGUGCUUGCAGAUGUUGGAACUUGUCUCCUUGUGAUCCUCAACAGCAUGUUGUUGCUUAGGGAUAAAGAGAAAGCUGGUGACAAAUGCUAUAGAAACUCUGUUUUGAAUGCGGAGAAGCAUGAAGGUGAUGAUGGUGCUGGGGACAUGGAAGCAGGGUUGUUACCAAAGAGCAGUGAUAAGCAUUGCAAGUCAGGAUGUUGUGGAAAGAAGAAAGUAGAGGAAGUGGUGAAACCAGCUAAGACUAGUUCGGACCAUGGUCAUUGCAAGUCAGGCUGUUGUGGCAAGAAGAAUGAAGAGAAAGUGGUGAAACCAGCAAAAGCCAGUUUGGACCAUGGUCACUCUGGUUGUUGCGAGAAGAAACAUAAAGAAACUGUAAGGGUUAUGAGAGAGAAGUGUUGUGCAGAGCCUGCUGAUUUGGGACAAGGCCGUGACUCGGGGUGUUGUGGUGACAAGAUUCACCAAGAAAAGGCGAAACAAAGCUGUCAUAACAAGCAUGUUGUUGACUCGCACGAGAUUGGCCGGGAAAUUGGUGAUGGUGAUUGCAAGUCUGUUUGUUGUGGAACUGACUCAAGUCACUCAACUAUACAAGAAGUCAAUCUUGAUGGAGAUGAGCAAGAGGAGAUGAAAGUCUCUGUCAAAGGUUGUUGCUCGAAGCCUGCUAAUAGUGUAGUAGCUAGCUUGAAAGUGAAGAGCGAUGGGAAUUGUGAGUCAAGCUGCUGUGAAAGUUCUAAGAAAGAUGAAGAAGAGACUUGUUCUGAGGUGAAAACGAAGGAGGCUUGCAAAUCUAACUGUAGCAGUAGAGAGAAGAGCCACAGUCACAGUCACAGUCACCAUCACCAUCACCAUCACCACCAUCCCAAGGCUGCUGGCUUAGUAGGCUUGAAAGAGAUUGUGAUUGAGUAA
This is a messenger RNA of Microthlaspi erraticum, 2934 nucleotides long. The record is from the annotation of a GenBank genome assembly. Lineage: Eukaryota; Viridiplantae; Streptophyta; Magnoliopsida; Brassicales; Brassicaceae.